AUGAACGAGCAAGAAGAAGACCUUGAACUUGCUCCUAUUGACCCCGAAAUUGAACGCACUUUUAGACAAAGGAGGAAGGAACAAAAGGCUAAAAAACGCUGCAAUAUGGCCGAUGGGUUUGAAAUUGGAGGUGCUCAUAAUGAAGCCAAUCCUAUUGCUUUGGCCGAUGAUAGAGCCCGAGCAAUAAGAGAGUAUGCAGCCCCUAUGUUCAAUGAGCUAAAUCCGGGUAUUGUGAGACCCGAAAUCCAAGCACCUCACUUUGAGCUCAAGCCCGUCAUGUUUCAAAUGCUCCAAACGCUACAAGGAGUAAGUGAAGAGGCUUUAAGAUUAAAGUUGUUCCCAUUUUCCUUGAGGGAUCGGGCUAGAGCAUGGCUUAACACUCUUCCUCCCGAUUCGGUGACUAAUUGGAAUGACUUGGCUGAAAAAUUCUUGAGAAAGUACUUUCCUCCAACAAGAAAUGCAAAGUUUCGAAGCGAGAUCAUGUCUUUUCAACAAUUGGAAGACGAGACUACUAGUGAUGCAUGGGAAAGAUUCAAGGAGUUGUUAAGGAAGUGCCCACACCAUGGUAUUCCUCAUUGUAUUCAACUUGAGACAUUUUACAAUGGUCUCAAUGCGGCCUCUAGGAUGGUGUUGGAUGCUUCCGCUAAUGGAGCCAUUCUUUCCAAGUCUUACAAUGAAGCUUUUGAGAUUUUAGAAAGGAUAGCUAGCAACAACUAUCAAUGGUCAACUAAUAGAGCUCCUACAAGCCGAAAAGUAGCGGGUGUUCUUGAAGUAGAUGCUUUGACCGCUCUAACCGCUCAAAUGGCCUCAAUGACCAACAUUUUGAAGAAUAUGAAUAUGGGAGGAAGUGUACAACCAGGCCAUUCAAAGGCUUCGGUUUGCUAUGUGGGUAAUCAAAACUUCAACCGCAACAACAAUCCAUACUCAAACUCCUACAAUCCGGCAUGGAAGCAUCAUCCAAACUUUUCAUGGGGAGGUCAAGGGGCAAGUUCAAGUGGAGCACAACAAGCACAAGGAAAGCAAUCAUUUCCACCGGGUUUUUCUCAACAACCAAGACCUCAACAACCUCACCAACCUCAAGGCUCUCAACCUAGUUCUUUGGAGAGCUUAAUGAGAGAUUAUAUGUCCAAGAAUGACGCUGUAAUUCAAAGCCAAGCAGCAUCUCUUCAGAAUCUUGAAGUUCAAUUGGGGCAAUUGGCCAAUGAUUUGAAGAAUAGACCACAAGGCACUUUGCCUAGUGACACCGAAAACUCAAGAAGAGAUUGCAAAGAACAUUGCAAAGCGGUAACCUUAAGAAGUGGAAAAAUAAUUGAGUCAAAUGUGGCUGCAGCAGGCAGUAAAGAGCCCUCUUCAAUCCAAAAAGAGGGGGAAAUGAAGAAAAAACCAACAACUUCAGCUGCUGAAAUUCCCCCAGUAGUUACAGCAUCCAGUCAGCAUUCUACUGCAGAAAAGUCUUUGCAAAAGUCACCGCCACCAUUUCCUCAACGGUUCAAGAAGCAACAAGACGAUGGUCAAUUCCGGAGAUUUCUUGAUGUUCUAAAGCAGCUCCACAUCAAUAUACCUUUAGUGGAAGCUUUAGAGCAAAUGCCAACUUAUGUGAAGUUUUUGAAGGAUAUUUUGACAAAGAAAAGGAGGCUUGGCGAGUUUGAAACGGUCGCUUUGACGGAGGGAUGUAGUGCUAUGUUGAAAAGUAAAAUUCCACCCAAAUUGAAAGAUCCAGGCAGCUUUACAAUUCCUAUUUCUAUAGGGGGUCGAGAUGUUGGAAGAGCUCUUUGUGACUUGGGAGCUACAAGGCCAACCACCGUCACUUUUCAAUUAGCGGAUCGUUCCAUGGCUCAUCCGGAAGGGAAAAUUGAAGAUGUGUUGGUACAAGUGGAUAAGUUCAUUUUUCCGGCCGAUUUCAUUAUUCUUGACUAUGAGGAAGAUAGGGAAGUUCCAAUCAUUUUAGGGAGGCCCUUUCUUGCCACGGGAAGAACUUUGAUAGAUGUUGAAAAGGGAGAGCUUACCAUGAGAGCUCAAGAUGAGCAAGCCACAUUCAAGGUCUUUCAUCCUAUGCGUGCUCCGGAUGCAAUAGGAGAAUGCUUAGCAAUUGGAGAUAUGAAUCCUAACAGGGUUGAGGAGUCCAAAUUCAAAAAUAGUAAGAAGGUGAGAAAGAAGAUUCCCCUUAAAAAAAUUGCUAAGGAUCACGAGCCGCAAGAAAGCAAAGACAAAACAUCAUUUGACCCUAAAAACCACCCAAAAAGAAGAGAAAGAAAAAGAAGUUUAGUAGAAAAUUUUGGUCUCAAAUGUUUGAAGUUGGGCAACAAGUGA
Messenger RNA from Cannabis sativa, 2310 nucleotides. RefSeq lists its product as uncharacterized. The record is from RefSeq and is a predicted model, not a curated record. The coding region runs from base 1 to 2310 and encodes 769 amino acids. The transcript is spliced from 4 exons. Lineage: Eukaryota; Viridiplantae; Streptophyta; Magnoliopsida; Rosales; Cannabaceae.